AUGGCAUCCUUCAAAUAUUUGCAUCAUCGCAAGUGCCCAGUGCCCAGUGAGCAGUAUCCAGUGAGCUCCUUACUGGACACACUCGUGCUCUUUAGCUUCAGCUAUCCACACAUCCUCAAGUGUCAUUCCUCAUCCUUUGUAUCUCCAGUUGAUAUUACCCCUUCUCUCAACAUGUCAGACAAUUUCCAACAUCCAUCUCUAUUUGGAACUGCAAACUCACCACAGCUCUCUGUUCCUGUGGUGAGCGAUGCCACUUCUCUAGCAGGAAAUGUCUGCAACCUCUCCAGAAUCUCCACUCCAGCCUUCACUUCAACAUGGCCACUGCCAUCCACCUCUGGCAUCUCUUUCCAGCCACUCACGGGUACUGCCUAUCUUUAUCAACAUUCUAGCACACCCAUGCUGACAGGUGUUACUGGCCAGAACCACAGCUGCACUUCAGUCUCCUCUUGUCCCAGUACUUUUGAAAGGAAGUACACAGGACACACUAAAAAGAAGUCAUCUGAACUUAGAGACUUCACUGUGACUCUCAACCAGGGCACAGUCCCUUCAAUGGCUGUGACACCACGAUAUGUGGAUGCCAAUGCCAUAGUCCCUCUGUAUCCAUCACUGUCUGGCAGCCUGGUUCAGGGGACAUUAUCUCAGAUUCCACAUCAAGAGAGUAGCAUAUUACUUCCCUACCAACCAAGAAACCAGGUUUACUACUAUAAUCAAAACACUAUGGGCCCUCUGUUAUUUGGAGAGCCUGGUCCCUGCCUGCAAUCAUAUGGCUCUGUGACCUACACAGGGAGUGGGUUCUUUGCUCCUCAGCCAGAAAUAGUGAUGACACUCCAAGAGGUCCAGCCUACAGAUGUCUUACCACCAGUCUCCACUUCUGGAAUCUACUACUCCGUGUCUGCUCAACCUAACACAGAAACCAAUUUCCAAGAAACUAAUCUGGGAAUGGAAACUUUCCUAGAAUUGCAACUUCCAAGUCAGAAACAUUAUCAGCCAGAAAUUGCAGAGAGUCUCAAGAAAACUAUAGAAAGCCAGGAUGCCCCAUUACUCUCUAUAGAAAUCCCUGACAUUUGGCAGCUGCAGGUCAACCGUAACCUUAGAGACAAAGGACAAAUGGAAUUAACUGGAACAAUAGGUGGGCUUAGAAACAUUGCUGUGAUGGUCAAAGACAUUCAUUUUAACCAGAUUUUCAAUUCAUUCACAGAUCUCAAACAAUCCAAUGUUUCUACUACAACUGACAUCAAAAGUACAGAAACCAUCAAUGAGAUUCUCCUGCAGGAAAACUCAAUGGUCACUAAGCAUUCCACUGGUCAAGUCCAAAGGAACAAGCAUGAAGCCUUGGAAAGUGUGGAUGGAACUCCUGAGGUCAAAGUCGAAUGCCAGCCCCCAGAGCUCCUGCUGGAGGAAGAGGUGACUGUGUGCACCAUCCCAUCCAGUGACCAGGCUUCCGUGAACACAGACAAGCAUUCUGACAGCAAAUCUCCAAAAGCUGCAUCCAGCAAGGUCAGCAAAACUAAGAGCCAUGCACAGAAAGAGACCAAAAGGAUCAGGGAGAACCACCCCAAGAAAUGUGAUGAAACCAAGCAGCCAGGGAACAAAAUCAAAAAAGAAGAAAAGACAAGCAUUCCCAAGACCAAGCACAAGAGAAGUCACCCUGAGCUUAGCCAAGAGACCUUCAAAAGGCCUCGAACCAACCUAGGCGUGCAGAUGUGGGAGUCAGUGCAGGUUUUCCAUGCACUAGGGAAGAAAAGUGAGAAGAAAAAGGAGCUGCCUUCCCCCAAGGCCUUGAGAAAUGCCAGCAGCACACAAGAAACCAAGUCCACUCCAGCUGUGAAAUCCCGGCUGGGUAUUCCCCAUGAGGGCAAAGGCCCUAAAAUUACUCAAGUCAAGAAAAGGGAUAGGAGUGAAAGCCAGUGUCCAUCACCAACCCAGGAUGAGCUGCCUCCACCUGGGAAGGUCAAGCUGGUUCCUUUGCCUUUUCUAGCCCCAGAGAAGCCUCAAGCUCGACCUGUUUCUCGCAGGCCACAGUCUCUGGCCUCCCGGAGACCCACUGCACCUUACCGUGCUCUCCCUUGUUCUAACACAGCUCAGCCUACUGCAGUCAGCCGAUCUCAACCAGCUACUGCCAACACAUGCUUCAUAGAUUCCACCAAAACAUCACAGCCAAUUGCAGCCAAAACAAUCAAACAGGGAUUGACCACCACUCCCCAGCCUAGUGUGUCUCAAUCAACCGUUGCUAGGCCUGAACCUUACAAAACAUCAUCUUCCACUUCUCUGCAGCAGAAGCCUGUGUCAACUUCUGGGACCAAGUUCCAGUCACCACCUAAACCUCAAAGCCAGUAUCUACUCCAAGACUUCAGCCGCCAACCAAUUCCAUGGAGGAAACCUGAUAUUCCUGGGCCAGUAGUAUCAAAUCCCAUCACCAAGGAGCAGAGGCCAGAGCGUGAAGCCAUGAAAAGGCGGGCCCAGAAAGAGCGUGAAAUUGCUGCUCAAUACACUGCUUUGGGGAAACUGCAGUUUUUUGCUCAGAGGCAAAGAGAUAUGGAAGUUUCUCAGUAUUACGGCUAUGUAAUGUAA
Messenger RNA from Dipodomys ordii (Ord's kangaroo rat), 2571 nucleotides. RefSeq lists its product as uncharacterized. The record is from RefSeq and is a predicted model, not a curated record. The coding region runs from base 1 to 2571 and encodes 856 amino acids. The transcript has 5 exons. Lineage: Eukaryota; Metazoa; Chordata; Mammalia; Rodentia; Heteromyidae.